This is a messenger RNA of Solanum dulcamara, 672 nucleotides long. RefSeq names its product ethylene-response factor C3-like. The transcript has a single exon. NCBI's taxonomy places the organism in Eukaryota, Viridiplantae, Streptophyta, Magnoliopsida, Solanales, Solanaceae. The record is from RefSeq and is a predicted model, not a curated record. Bases 1 to 618 code for a protein of 205 amino acids. Gene Ontology annotation, biological process: ethylene-activated signaling pathway; regulation of DNA-templated transcription. Gene Ontology annotation, molecular function: DNA-binding transcription factor activity; DNA binding.
AUGGAUUCUUCAAUACCCUUCUCAUCAUACUCAUAUUCACAAUAUCAUCAUCUUGGUUUCAAUGAGAAUGACACUGAGGACAUGCUUCUUCUCAAUGUUCUAUCUGAAGCCGGGGAAAAUUCAUCUAAUAGUAAUAAUAAUAUCCAUGUGAAUCAAGAGAUUAACGAAGGAUCACUAAAAGAAGUGGUUAGUAGUUUUAGAGGUGUAAGAAGGAGGCCAUGGGGGAAAUACGCGGCGGAGAUAAGGGAUUCAACUAGGAAUAGUGUUAGGGUUUGGUUAGGAACAUUCGAUACUGCUGAAGAAGCAGCAUUGGCUUAUGACCAAGCUGCAUUCGCGUUGCAUGGGGCAAUGGCGGUGCUAAAUUUUCCUGUGGAGAUGGUGUAUCGAUCGUUAAUGGAGAUGGAAUGUGGAUUUGAAGAAGGAUGUUCACCUGUUUUGGCUUUGAAGAAAUGGCAUUCUAUGAUGAAAAAGGGUAAUAAUAAGAGUAAUAUUAGUAGGAAGAAGGAGGAAAAAAAGAUGAGUUUUGAAAAUGUGUUGGUUUUAGAGGAUUUAGGUGCUGAUUAUUUGGAGGAAAUUUUGAUGUUGUCUGAAGGAUGUUGUGAUCCUUUAAUAAUGUAGGGAAGGCAAUUAUUCCUAGUACUCCUGGUACAUAGUUAUAUUUUUGUGUUUAUU